Arabis nemorensis is the source of this 1335-nucleotide messenger RNA. NCBI's taxonomy places the organism in Eukaryota, Viridiplantae, Streptophyta, Magnoliopsida, Brassicales, Brassicaceae. The record is from the annotation of a GenBank genome assembly.
AUGAAAAUUCCCGAGGCAAUGAUGGAUCCYGAAACAACCGAUAUCUUUGCAGAAGAUUCAUCAAUUGACGAAUUCGACAUCGAUUUCGAAUUCGACGCACCUAAAUUCUACGAUUUCUUCAAACCAGAACUUGAUUCAGAAACAGAGGAAACAGAGCUUUGGUUUGAAUCAGCAGGAAACUAUCCUCCUUCGCCUUUUAGCCUAAAUUCGAGCCCGCGAUACAAAGACAAACAUCUCAAGAUCUCCAAACCAAUCUCCGAUAAUUACAACGGAUUCAUACAUUAUAACCAAGCUUAUAAAUAUGUUCCCAAGACGACUCAAAACUCUAAAACCAAACCAAUUUUACGAAAGAACUCAACUUUAACGCGACCGACCGCUUCUUUAUUAGCAAGACAGAACAAACCUCUUGACAUUUACUCUGUUCAACUUCUCUCAAGAUGUCAGAGAUCAUUAGGGAAGUUUGAUGACAAGAUCUCUUCUCUCUUAUUCUCUAUGCCUCAAACACAAGAUACCAAAAGGCAAAAACUCGCAACCGGCUUCUUGCGCAAGAUGUCGCGGUUGGACCAAACAUAUUUUGUACAUAAGGUUCCAAAGAUGGGAUCUAAGGUCACUGUCCCAAAGGAACCUAACCUCAAGACUGCUCAAAGAGCUGCAAGACAUCGGUUCAAGGCUAAUUCAGCACCCGAGCAGAUAGUGAAAUUCAGCUCUACUAUGAAUAAAACAGUUCAAGAAAGUUCUUCAACAAAUCUGCCUAAAAAGAGUACGUCUCGCUCUCAAGAUAUCCAGGCUUUUCAUCUAAGAACAUCUCUUGGAGCGAAGGAACGCGCUUCAAAUGCUAAAAUCGCACCCGCCGAUGAUGAUCGUACACCCUCCAUAACGUCAAAGCCCGUUGGUUUGAGAAAGGGUAGUAAAGUCAAAGAAUCUCGCAGCUCGAAGACAGUUUGUCAAGUUUACAAAUCCGAGAUUAGCCCUCUAGACUCAAAGGUGAUGCAGACAUCAAGUAAAUGCGGUGAAGCAUUCGAAAUCAAACAUGAAAACAAUUUUCCGAGGGUAAGUCACUCAUACUUCAGUUCAUCGAAGGAAUUUGAAGCUCCAAAGGACACAAAUUUUCGAGAUGAACUCAUUAUUGAAUCUCUCAGAAAAAUUAGUUCGCUUGUAUCUCAUCUACAUAGAGUUUUCUCAAGACAUAUAUCGUACAUGUACAAAGACAUGGCUAUGAAGGAAUCAGAGAGCUUCGACGGGAAAAAGAUCGAGAGAUUGGAUUUAUGCUGGAGGACAUUCACCAAGAAGUACCCCAAUGCUCCUAAGAUUCAUCAUAUGCACUUACAUAGAUGA